Aspergillus pseudonomiae is the source of this 2550-nucleotide messenger RNA. RefSeq names its product beta-glucosidase. Bases 146 to 2347 code for a protein of 733 amino acids. Lineage: Eukaryota; Fungi; Ascomycota; Eurotiomycetes; Eurotiales; Aspergillaceae. The transcript is spliced from 2 exons. Gene Ontology annotation, molecular function: beta-glucosidase activity. The record is from RefSeq and is a predicted model, not a curated record. Gene Ontology annotation, biological process: glucan catabolic process.
UUGUACGUGUGGCUCUUCAUCUCCCCUUUCUUCUUAACUUGUUGCUGACAGUAGACGCGCAGCGGACUACAAUUCAGCUUUCCCUGCGGGUGUUAAUGUCGCUGCCACUUGGGACAAGACGCUCGCCUACCUCCGCGGUCAGGCAAUGGGCGAAGAGUUCAGUGAUAAGGGCAUUGACGUUCAGCUGGGUCCUGCUGCUGGCCCUCUCGGUGCUCAUCCGGACGGCGGUAGAAAUUGGGAAGGUUUCUCGCCCGAUCCAGCCCUAACCGGUGUGCUGUUUGCAGAGACGAUUAGAGGCAUUCAAGAUGCUGGUGUCAUCGCGACAGCUAAGCAUUAUAUCUUGAACGAACAAGAGCAUUUCCGCCAACAACCUGAGGCUGCGGGUUAUGGAUUCAACGUAAGCGACAGUCUGAGUUCCAACGUCGAUGACAAGACUAUGCAUGAAUUGUACCUCUGGCCCUUCGCGGAUGCAGUACGCGCUGGAGUUGGUGCUAUCAUGUGCUCUUACAACCAGAUCAACAACAGCUACGGUUGCGAGAACAGCGAAACUUUGAACAAGCUCUUGAAGGCGGAACUUGGUUUCCAAGGCUUUGUCAUGAGUGACUGGACCGCUCAUCACAGCGGUGUAGGCGCUGCUUUGGCGGGUAUGGAUAUGUCGAUGCCUGGUGAUGUUACCUUCGAUAGCGGCACGUCUUUCUGGGGUGCAAACCUAACGGUCGGUGUUCUUAACGGCACAAUCCCCCAGUGGCGUGUUGAUGACAUGGCCGUCCGAAUCAUGGCUGCUUAUUACAAGGUUGGCCGCGACACCAAGUAUACUCCUCCCAACUUCAGCUCGUGGACCAGGGACGAAUAUGGUUUUGCGCAUAACCAUGUUUCGGAAGGUGCUUACGAGAGGGUCAACGAAUUUGUGGACGUGCAACGCGAUCAUGCCGACCUGAUCCGUCGCAUCGGCGCGGAGAGCACCGUCCUGCUGAAGAACGAGGGUGCCUUGCCCUUGAGCCGCAAGGAAAAGCUGGUUGCCCUUCUGGGAGAGGAUGCGGGUUCCAACGCAUGGGGUGCUAACGGCUGUGAUGACCGGGGAUGCGAUAACGGUACGCUUGCCAUGGCCUGGGGUAGCGGUACCGCGAAUUUCCCAUAUCUCGUGACACCGGAGCAGGCGAUUCAGAACGAAGUCCUGAAGGGCCGUGGUAAUGUCUUCGCCGUGACCGACAACUGGGCGCUCAACAAGAUCGCUGCGGCUGCCCGUCAGGCCAGCGUGUCUCUCGUGUUUGUCAAUUCCGACUCAGGAGAAGGCUAUCUUAGUGUGGACGGAAACGAGGGCGAUCGCAACAACAUCACGUUGUGGAAGAACGGCGACAAUGUGGUCAAGACCGCAGCGAACAACUGCAACAAUACCGUUGUCAUCAUCCACUCUGUCGGACCCGUCUUGAUCAAUGAAUGGUAUGAUCACCCCAAUGUCACCGGUAUUCUCUGGGCUGGUUUGCCCGGUCAGGAGUCUGGCAACUCCAUUGCCGAUGUCCUGUACGGUCGUGUCAACCCUAGUGCCAAGUCUCCUUUCACUUGGGGCAAGACCCGGGAGUCGUACGGUUCUCCCUUGGUCAAGGAUGCCAACAAUGGUAACGGAGCGCCCCAAUCUGAUUUCACCCAAGGCGUGUUCAUCGAUUACCGCCAUUUCGAUAAGUUCAACGAGACCCCCAUCUACGAGUUUGGCUACGGCUUGAGCUACACCACCUUCGAACUCUCCGAUCUCCAUGUUAAACCCCUGAACGCAUCCCAAUACACUCCCACCAGUGGCAUGACUGAAGCUGCAAAGAACUUUGGUGAAAUUGGCGAUGCCUCGGAAUACGUGUAUCCGGAGGGGCUAGAGAGGAUCCAUGAGUUUAUCUAUCCAUGGAUUAACUCUACCGACCUGAAGGCAUCGGCUGACGAUGAUAACUAUGGCUGGGACGACUCCAAAUAUAUCCCUGAAGGCGCCACGGAUGGGUCUGCCCAGCCCCGUUUGCCCGCUAGCGGUGGUGCCGGCGGUAAUCCCGGUCUGUACGAAGAUCUCUUCCGCAUCUCAGUGAAGGUUAAGAACACGGGUGAUGUCGCCGGUUAUGAAGUUCCUCAGCUGUACGUUUCCCUGGGCGGCCCGAAUGAGCCUAAGGUGGUGCUGCGCAAGUUUGACCGUCUGCACUUGGCUCCAUCGCAGGAGGUCGUGUGGACGACGACCCUUACCCGUCGUGACCUUGCCAACUGGGACGUUUCGGCUCAGGACUGGGCCGUUACUCCCUACCCCAAGACGAUCUACGUUGGUAACUCGUCACGGAAACUACCACUCCAGGCCUCGCUGCCCAAGGCUCAGUAAGGGGCGAUUAUGGGUUGUACAGCGCAUUUCCAAAGUUAUGAUGUACAUGUUUAUGAUUUACCUAAGGUAGAAUAACACUUAGUAGGUUUAGUUCUAAUUGUUGAAGUCAAGUGUUCGGAUAGUGUAUUGACUCACUGAGCCGAUCAAGAAAUUUAAUCUAAAUAUUCUUCUCACUUCAUUCAUCACCGGGACUGCUAGCAAUU